AUGUCGACAGAUCCUGAACAUUUCGAAGAAGGCGUGGAAGACGAUGAAUUUAUCGACCCAAAUGACGUCUACAUCGAGUUCGCGGACGAUGGCGACCACCUGAUGGACGAAGACGACGGCGCGGACGGCGAGCAGUUCAUGGGUGACGAUGGUGAACAUCAGCCAGAAGAGUCCAUAGUUUACGAGGACAAUUCGAUGCAGCACUUCCCUUCACAUAACGGCUCCGUUUUCGCGAUUGCGACACAUCCUAUAGCGCCGCUCGCCGCGUCUGGCGGUGAGGAUGACCUGGGGUACAUCUGGGACUACACCACGGGAGAGGAACUCGUCAAACUUACGGGGCACACGGAUAGCGUGGUGUCCACCGCGUUCAGUGCAGACGGGGAGAUGAUUUCGACGGGUGGUAUGGAUGGCAAGGUUCGAGUAUGGCGCCGCGUGGGCAAGGAGAACUGGAAUCAGUGGGAGUUCUUAACGGAGCUACAAGGUCCGGACGAGGUCAUGUGGCUACGAUGGCACCCAAAGGGAAAUGUAUUGCUCGCUGGGUCAAAUGAUUCGACGGUAUGGCUAUGGCAAUUGCCUUCAGGCAAUACGAUGCAGGUAUUAGCCGGUCAUACCGCGCCCGUACAAUGCGGUGACUUCACCCCUGACGGCAAGCGUAUCAUAACCGCCGAUGCGGAGGGCACGCUCAUUUUCUGGGACCCGCGCAAUUCGACGCCUGUGUUCAAGCUCACGCCCACUGACGUGCGCUUUGACAUGGACGGCAUAACCUCGCUCGCCGUCAACCCCGCGUCCACCCUGGCCGUCGUGGGCGGCGCGACGGGCAGCGUGCGUGUAGUCAGCCUGAGCAAGGGAGAGGUCGUCGGUGCGCUGGGCGGGCAUAAGGAGGGCGAGAGCGUGGAGGCCGUGACCUUCGUCGAGCUGGCCGGCGCUUCUACGGCGCCGAGCGCGGGCGGAGUGGUCGUGACGGGCGCGACGGAUGGUAAGGCAUGCAUAUGGGACCUCGGCACGAUGCGGCUGCGGACAACGCUGGAGCACGAGGAUGCGGUUACCUCUCUCUUGCGCUUGCCCCAGCCAAAAUCACACCUUGUCGUGUCCGCGUCCUCGGACAAGGCGCUUCGUACCUGGGACGCACGCUCGGGCACCCUCGUGCGCGAGCAUAAGGGUCACCAAGGGCCGAUUUUGCAGGCCGCGCUGGGCCUGGGCGGCGGGGUCGUCGUGAGCGCCGGCGACGAAGGCGUCUGUCUAGUAUUCCCGACGGAAUAG
This is a messenger RNA of Postia placenta MAD-698-R-SB12, 1260 nucleotides long. RefSeq lists its product as hypothetical. Gene Ontology annotation, molecular function: protein binding. Bases 1 to 1260 code for a protein of 419 amino acids. The record is from RefSeq and is a predicted model, not a curated record. NCBI's taxonomy places the organism in Eukaryota, Fungi, Basidiomycota, Agaricomycetes, Polyporales, Adustoporiaceae. The transcript has 4 exons.